Messenger RNA from Jaculus jaculus (lesser Egyptian jerboa), 2316 nucleotides. RefSeq names its product amidohydrolase domain containing 2 (gene Amdhd2). The coding region runs from base 29 to 1255 and encodes 408 amino acids. Gene Ontology annotation, biological process: N-acetylglucosamine catabolic process. NCBI's taxonomy places the organism in Eukaryota, Metazoa, Chordata, Mammalia, Rodentia, Dipodidae. Gene Ontology annotation, molecular function: N-acetylglucosamine-6-phosphate deacetylase activity. The record is from RefSeq and is a predicted model, not a curated record. The transcript has 11 exons.
UGGGGCGGCGGGUCCGGCGUGGUUCGCGAUGCGCGGCGGGCGGUGCGCGGCGUGGGCUCCAGUGCUCCAGUUCACCAACUGCCGCAUCCUGCGCGGCGGUGCGCUGCUCAGGGAGGACUUGUGGGUGCGCGGGGGCCGCAUCCUGGACCCCGAGAAGCUGUUCUUUGAGGAGAGGCGCGUGGCUGAUGAGCAACGGGACUGCGGAGGCCUCAUCCUGGCACCGGGCUUUAUUGAUGUGCAGAUCAACGGUGGAUUUGGUGUUGACUUCUCCAAGGCAACGGAGGAUGUGGGUUCUGGGGUCGCCCUAGUGGCCCGGAGGAUCCUGUCCCAUGGUGUCACCUCUUUCUGUCCCACCCUGGUCACUUCCCCACCAGAGGUUUAUCACAAGGUCCUUCCUCAGAUCCCUGUGAAGAGUGGAGGUCCCCAUGGGGCAGGGGUCCUCGGGGUGCACCUUGAGGGCCCGUUCAUCAGUCGGGAAAAGCGGGGUGCACACCCCGAGGCCCACCUGCGCUCCUUUGAGGCCAAUGCUUUCCAUGAUGUGCUAGCCACUUAUGGGCCCCUGGACAACGUCCGCAUUGUGACACUGGCCCCUGAACUGGGACGAAGCCAUGAAGUGAUCCGAGCACUGACAGCCCAAGGCAUCUGCGUAUCCCUAGGGCACUCCGUGGCUGACCUGCGGGCUGCGGAGGAUGCAGUGCAGAGUGGCGCCACCUUCAUCACCCACCUCUUCAAUGCCAUGCUGCCUUUCCACCAUCGUGACCCAGGCAUCGUGGGGCUCCUGACCAGUGACCAGCUGCCUCCUGGCCGCUGUAUCUUUUAUGGGAUGAUCGCUGAUGGCAUACACACCAACCCUGCAGCUCUGCGCAUUGCCCACCGAGCCCAUCCCCAGGGGCUGGUGCUGGUAACUGAUGCUGUUCCUGCCCUGGGCCUGGGCAACGGCCGUCACACACUGGGGCAGCAGGAGGUGGAAGUGGACGGGUUGACAGCCUAUGUGGCAGGCACCAAGACAUUGAGUGGCAGCAUCGCCCCCAUGGACGUCUGCAUCCGGCACUUCCAACAGGCUACAGGUUGCAGCGUGGAGUCGGCCCUGGAGGCUGCAUCUCUCCACCCCGCCCAGCUGCUGGGGCUGGAGAACAAGGGGAGCCUGGACUUUGGUGCUGAUGCAGAUUUUGUGGUGCUCGACGAUGGCCUCCACGUCCAGGCCACUUAUAUCUCCGGUGAACUGGUAUGGCAGGCUGAGGAUGCUGGCCUGUAACGGAGGACCUUGCCUGGAGAGGACACCUGGCCUCAGCUGGACACUGACAGGCCAGGCAGUCCGGGGAGCUGGUCUCCACGAGCAAGUUGGGAGUCGCUGUCCCAAGGGCGGACCCAGAGCCACGCCACUGAAGGUGGUGGCUUGGAUAAACACAGCCAGCAGGACUUGCCCUGUCUUGAGUUUUACCUUUGAAGCUGGGUCGCUCGCUGUUGCCCUGGGGGUUUGGUUUGGGACCAGGAAUGACUGCUUUCCUUGUGGGGUCCUCUGUAUUAUGCCAGACCUAUCAGAGGGCACCUGCAGGGUGGGACUUGGGACAGUCAUUAUCGAGGCUUCAGAAGUUUACACACUGUCCCCGAACAUGUGGGCAGAGUUGGAGGCCCACAACUCUGAAAACUUCUGCAAGCUUUAGGAGUGUCUGCGGGCCGCCUGCUUGGGCCCAGCACUGCGCCCGCUGUCCUCUGACAUGCCCAAGCCCACAGGCCCACUGCAGCACCUUUUGUUCUCCUCUCUCAACAAUGCCCCACGCCUUUAAUUCCAGCACUCUGAAGGCCGAGGUAGGAGGAUCCCUGUGAGUUAAAGGCCAGCCUGGGACUACAGAGUAAGUUUCAAGUCAGCCUGCACUAGAGUGAGACCUUACCUCAAAAAAAUGUUUUGUUGAUUCUCUCAACCUCAUCUCCUGACCCUAUUCUCUUGUUUGGUGGUUGUGGUGCAUCUGUCUGAUGCUGGUGGGCAGCUCAGGGUCUCAGGCCUUGGGGCUCUGCUUGUCCUGUUAGCAUCACGUGGGCAGCAUACUCCAACCUGGCUUCACCCCCACAAAGGGAAUGUGAACCAUCUGGCUCCCUAAGAGCUUCAGUGUAGACAGACUUUGGGGACCCUUUUGUCUCUAAGGAUGGCCGUGAUGGGGGGGGUGUCACAACACAGAAGUUGACAGUCAGGUCUAGCGACCUGACCUUGUUUCAACUUCUCAUUUGGGUCCCAGGGUAGGUUACCAUUUCCCCUUUCAUGUGAUACUCUGAGACUGUAUACCUUGGUUAUGGCGGUUGCAAACAAAUGCCCCAGAA